Triplophysa rosa is the source of this 3282-nucleotide messenger RNA. RefSeq names its product polo-like kinase 2b (Drosophila) (gene plk2b). The transcript has 14 exons. Gene Ontology annotation, molecular function: protein binding; ATP binding; protein serine/threonine kinase activity. Gene Ontology annotation, cellular component: spindle pole; centrosome; cytoplasm. The coding region runs from base 995 to 2971 and encodes 658 amino acids. Gene Ontology annotation, biological process: regulation of cytokinesis; mitotic cell cycle; protein phosphorylation. NCBI's taxonomy places the organism in Eukaryota, Metazoa, Chordata, Actinopteri, Cypriniformes, Nemacheilidae. The record is from RefSeq and is a predicted model, not a curated record.
AACACAUGAUACAGAUUAGAUGAAUUUCUAAUCCAAGUCAAGAUGUCAUGUGUCAUUUUAGCCACACGGUGAUGCUCUCACGCUCCUUUAUGAAUCAUUUUUAGGGACAGUUUUGCUUUUGUACUAAUAUGUUUAUGAAGGUUAGCGCUUCAACAUAGGUCGUCAGGACAGUAAGUACCUGAACUUCAAAUAUAGUGUUAUAUCUGCAGUCUUAAGAUCUUGAGGUGUUUUUAAACAUAGAAGACAAUGAUAAAAUGGUCUUAAAUUCAAUUUAAAUGGAAUCAUUUUACUACAUCUGUGUUUAUGUAUAAGGUAUGGCGGUUAAUAGGCCUAUAUAUUGUUUCUUAAAGGAAUACUCCUCCCAAAAAUGAAAUUUCUGUCAUCAUUUACUCACCCUCAAGUCAAAUUUCUUCGUUCUGAUGCGCACAAAGAAAGAUAUUUGGAAAAAUGUCAGCAACUGACAGUUCUGGGACAUCAUUGACUACCAUAGUUAGAAAAAUUAUUAUUAUUUUUUUGUUGUUUGUUCUGUUGAACACAAAAUUAGAUAUUUUGAAGAAUUUAGGAAAGCAAACAGUUCUAGGGCACCUUUGACUACCAUUUAAAAUUUUCCUACUAUGGUAGUCAUCCCUUUAACCGUGGACCCCGGGCGCACUGUGCAUUUACAAAAUUCAAUCUUACCUCAAGGUGACCUAAAAUAAUUGUAAAUAAAUGAAACAAACCAUAGGCCUACUUUAAGAUGUAAAAAUCGCGAUUUUCUGACUUAUAAAGACUAUACAUUUUUCUAGUUAAGUUUUGAAGUAAAAAAGAUAGACUUAUUUAUAGGACGUUUAACCAGCAGUGCGCACGUUCGUUGACGCUACAGACAGAAUCGACGAGACAUAUAUGGUCUUCCUCUCUCGUGACGCAGUUCGUGUAGAGGCUCGCGCGCGGGCGCUGAGAUAUAAAACAGGAGACGCGCCGGCACAACAGUUCAGUACACACAGUAACAAAAGCCAUGGAGACACUGAGGAAUAUCUCUUAUCCAUCAAUAGCGAGCCACAACGAAAAAAUGUGUGAGCUCAAUAAAAUAAGUGAGCAAGGAUGGAAAAAGGCAGAAGAUAACAGCCGGACGGGCACAGAGUAUUCAAGAAUCAUUACAGAUCCCAACACUGGAAAAUGUUACUGCCGGGGGAAAGUUCUGGGAAAGGGAGGCUUCGCAAAGUGCUAUGAGAUGACCGACCUGUCUUCAAGUAAAGUCUAUGCAGCCAAAAUCAUCCCGCACACGCGCGUGUCCAAACCGCACCAGAGAGAAAAGAUAAACAGAGAGAUCGAUCUGCACAGAUCUCUAAUCCAUAAACACAUAGUGCAUUUCUAUCACCACUUUGAGGACAAAGACAACAUCUAUAUUCUGUUGGAGUAUUGCAGCAGAAGAUCGCUGGCCCAUAUACUGAAGGCACGAAAAGUCGUAACGGAACCAGAGGUGAGGUAUUACCUGAAACAGACGGUGUCUGCUUUAAAAUACCUUCACGAUCAAGAGAUUCUGCACCGAGACUUGAAACUAGGCAACCUGUUUGUGACUGACUCAAUGGAGCUUAAACUGGGAGAUUUUGGGCUGGCUGCCAAGCUAGAGCCGGUGAGCAACAGGCGCAGAACAAUCUGCGGUACGCCCAACUACCUGUCGCCGGAAGUUCUGAACAAACAGGGUCAUGGAUGGGAGUCUGACGUGUGGGCUCUGGGCUGUGUCAUGUACACCAUGCUGACCGGCAAACCUCCAUUUGAGACCACUAACCUGAAGGAGACGUACCGAUGUAUCCGAGAGGCACGUUACACUAUCCCCCCCACCCUCUCUCUCCCCGCCAAACAGAUCAUCUCCAGCAUGCUCGCGCAGGACCCCGUGGACCGCCCGCACCUGGAUGACAUCAUGCGGCACGAUUUUUUCACCCAGGGCUUCAUGCCAGAAACCCUCCCUGUCAGCUGCUGUCACUCCGCUCCGGACUUCCACAUUUCCAGUCCAGCCAAGAGCUUCUUCAAAAAGGCAGCUGCUGCUCUUUUCGGCGGAAAAAAGGACAAAGCCAAGUAUUAUGAAAACAUAAAUCGGUUAGCCAAAGAAGAGGAGGACAUCUUCAAGCUCCGUCAAGACCUUAGAAAAACCACCAUCAGCAAUCAGAUAACUACGCACUUAUCCGAGGAAGUAGGAACUCCGUCAGCACCUACAAGAAAGCCCGUUACCCAGGCAACUGCCGGAAGCCCGCAGACAAGAGAUACCAUUCACUUGAUUGUUAGAGGCAGCCUGGGCAGCUGUAGUAGCAGCAGUGAAUGUCUUGAAGACAGCACCACCGGUACUGUGGCCGAAGCUGUUGUUAGUGUGUUGAGGGGCUGUCUGGAACACAUGCCCAAAGCUGACAGCCUGCCUAGAGGAAACGGUUGUAAUAGCUUGAAGUGGGUGACUAAGUGGGUGGACUAUUCCAACAAAUAUGGCUUUGGUUAUCAGUUGUCUGAUAACACGGUGGGCGUCCUUUUCAACAAUGGAACGCACAUGAGUCUCCUCUCUGACAAGAAGACUGUUCAUCAGUAUGCUGCUCUGGGCCAGAAGGCUGUUUUCUCUGUUCUUGAUGCUCCUGAGUGUGUUGUCGCCCAGGUCACCAUCCUCAAGUACUUUUCUCACUACAUGGAAGAGAAUUUGAUGGAUGGUGGGGAUGUGAUAAGUGAGCCUGACACCCAGAAGACCAGAAUAUAUCUUCUACAGUGGCUGAAAUCGGACAGAGCUUUACUGAUGCUUUUCAACGAUGGCACUUUCCAGGUGAACUUCUACCACGACCACACCAAGCUCAUCCUGUGCACGCAACAGGAGGAAUACCUGCUUACGUACAUCAACGAGGAACGAACGUCCACCACCUUCAAACUGAGCGAGCUGCUUGCCGCGGGCUGCACCUCAGAUCUGCGCAGCCGUCUCGAGUAUGCAUUGAAUAUGCUGCUGCAGCGCUGUAGCUGAGAACAGUUAGAACCGAUGGAGAACCGACAGCUUCCAUGGAAAUGUUUUGGAUAGCUGAAGCAGACUUACUGGAUUAACAAGGCCUGAUGUUUAGAGACUGGGCGGCUGAUAAGGAAUGAUGUGACAUGCUGAAGUAUCGGACUGCUUGAAUGACAAAAUGUUGAUGGAUCACCUGCAUGCCAUGACCUGCAAAAAUUAUUGUUUGUUCUUGAGAUUUGUUUUCCCCCUCUGUCCAAACCAAUUAUUUAUUGUGUACAUAGUUUCCUAUUUAUUUAUUUAAUGAAUAAAACACAGUUCUAACAUUUUUGCAA